Hibiscus syriacus is the source of this 3296-nucleotide messenger RNA. RefSeq lists its product as uncharacterized. Bases 210 to 2972 code for a protein of 920 amino acids. The transcript is spliced from 7 exons. NCBI's taxonomy places the organism in Eukaryota, Viridiplantae, Streptophyta, Magnoliopsida, Malvales, Malvaceae. The record is from RefSeq and is a predicted model, not a curated record. Gene Ontology annotation, molecular function: protein binding.
CCCUUUUCAACUCUCUUUCUUCCUUCCUCACACCAAUCCUUUUUUUUCUUCGUUCAUUUGAUAUUGUUCUCUCCCUUUAUUUCCCUCCCUCCAAACACCCUUUUUCCUCUUCCUUCCUUUGAUACAAUCUCGACCCAGAUUUUGUUUGGUUUGGUUUUUGAUGGUUCAUGUGUUGGAAUUGAAAUGGGAAUGAUGCCCAUAAAGGAAGCAUGAGCAAAAACCCCAUUGAUAACAAUAACAACCAGAAAGACCAGGAAUCGACCCAAGAAGAAGAAUCUAAAGAAGUAAACGAAAGUCAAGGGGAAGAAGUGGUCGAAGUAAACGAAGAAGAAGAAGAAGAAGAGUAUUUCUACGAAUCCCUUGAUCGCAUUGCUUCUUCUAAUUCUUGUUCCUGUUCUAACUCAACUUCACCUUCUUCCGACUCGGAUUCCGACCCAAUUACCCGUUCCAGCAAUGCCCGCCACCCAUUCCCCGUCCCGAAAUUCCCCAUGGCCGUUUCCAAGUUUGACAUCUGGAUCUCCGAACCCGCCUCCGUUUCCGAAAGAAGAAGCCGGCUGCUCCGUGAAAUGGGACUCAGCCGCGACCCGGGUCUUUCCCGGACAAGACUCGGCUCGGAAACGGAAGUGGGUCCGGUACAAGAAUUGGGUGCUGGCGAUGCUAGAGGGAGAGGACUCGAGUUUGAGAGAAGAUCAGUUUCGUCGGAUCGUUUGGUAAAAAAAGAGUUAGAGGGGCAAGAUCAUAGUUCUUCUGGAAUUGUACGAUCGAAAUCAAAUGGUGAUUGUAAUGAGCUUUCUGUUUCUUCUUCGAUUCUCUCCGUUGCUUUGUCUUUUGUAAAUAAUAAUAAUACUGAAUGCGAUCGUAUUAAUGUUGCGGCUCCUAACUUAAGAACCUGUGAAAGCAAUGGAUCUAUGUGUAAUAAGCCGCCCACUGGGCGGAGUAGCAAGAGUAUGAAUGGGGAACUUGGGUCUAAAUCAUUUGAUGGCGGAGAUGCGAUGGCGGAGAAUCCCAGUGAACAAGUGUGUACCAUUAAGAACCUUGAUAAUGGAAAAGAGUUUGUAGUGAAGGAGAUUAGAGAAGAUGGGAUGUGGAACAAGUUGAAGGAAGUUGGGACCGGGAGGCAGUUGACCAUGGAGGAGUUCGAGAUGUGCGUCGGGCAUUCGCCUAUAGUUCAUGAACUGAUGAGGCGGCAGAAUGUGGAAGAGGGUAAUAAUAAGGAUAGUGCAGAUUUGAAUGCCUAUGGUGCUGCUGCUGCUGAUGUUUCCAAGUUUAAGAAGAAAGGGGGUUGGUUUAAGAGCAUGAAGAGUGUUGCUGGUAGUGUGACCGUGAUGGGUCAUAAGGAAAGGCGUAGUAGCGAUGAGAGGGAUACGGCAUCGGAGAAGGGUGGGAGGAGAUCAAGUUCGGCACCGGAUGAUAGCCAGGAUGUUUCGUUUCAUGGGCCAGAGCGAGUGAGGGUGAAGCAGUAUGGGAAAUCAUGUAAAGAACUCACUGCUCUUUACAAAAGUCAAGAGAUUCAAGCCCACACUGGGUCUAUUUGGAGCAUUAAGUUUAGUUUGGAUGGAAAAUACCUUGCUAGCGCUGGUGAGGAUCGUGAAAUUCAUGUGUGGAAGGUAGUUGAGUCGGAGAGGAAAGGGGAAUUGUUGAUGGAAAAGGCCGAUGAUGUGAAUUUGAACUUUCUGCUUGUGGCUAAUGGAUCUCCGGAAACAACUCUAUUGUCCCCAAUUUCGGAUCACCAUCCUGAGAAUAAGAGAAGAGGAAGGUCGUCUAUAGGCCGAAAGUCAUUGAGCUUGGACCACAUUGUGGUGCCAGAUACUGUUUUUGCGCUUUCAGAUAAACCUUUUUGUUCUUUUCGAGGACAUUCCGAUGAUGUGCUCGACCUCUCAUGGUCCAAAUCUCAGCAAUUGCUCUCAUCUUCAAUGGACAAAACAGUGAGGCUUUGGGACUUGAUUAGCAAGACUUGUUUGAGAAUAUUUUCACACAGUGAUUAUGUAACUUGCAUCCAGUUUAAUCCAGUUGAUGAUAGAUACUUCAUUAGUGGAUCACUAGACGCUAAAGUACGCAUAUGGAGCAUUCCUGAUCGUCAAGUCGUCGAUUGGAAUGAUCUGCAUGAAAUGGUCACUGCUGCUUGUUAUACACCUGAUGGCCAGGGUGCACUGGUUGGCUCAUACAAAGGAAGCUGCCGCUUAUACGAUACUUCAGAGAACAAGUUACAACCAAGAAGUGAAAUCAAUUUGCAGAACAAAAAGAAGAAAUCUCAUCAUAAGAAAAUUACAGGUUUCCAGUUUGCACCUGGAAGUUCAUCGGAAGUACUCAUCACAUCAGCAGAUUCUCGAAUACGUGUUGUUGAUGGAUCUGAUUUAAUUCACAAGUUUAAAGGAUUUCGGAACACAAACAGCCAAAUCUCAGCUUCUGUUACGGCAAACGGAAAGUAUGUUGUCUCUGCUAGCGAGGACUCUUAUGUUUACGUGUGGAAACAAGAAGCAGAAUCACGGCCUAGCAGAAACAAAGGAGUCACCAGAACAUUUUCUUAUGAACAUUUUCACUGUAAAGAUGUAUCUGUGGCCAUCCCUUGGCCAGGCAUGGGUGACACAUGGGGACUUGGAGAUUCUCAGUUGAAUGAUCAAAAUUCUUUUGAGGACCAUAUAAACAAAGUUUCAACAGCCAAUCAUCCUCCUACACCCGUUGAGGAGUACAGUGGAAAUGAGGGUUUGUUAUCAGCAUCUGGGUGCACCAAUAGCCCUCUCCACGGAAUCAUUUCUAGUGCAACCAAUAGCUACUUCUUCGACAGAAUCUCGGCUACGUGGCCAGAGGAGAAGCUUCUUUUCGCAACUCGGACCAGGAGCCCCAAGAUCAGUGUGGACUUCUCCCCUGGUGUAAACCCAAACAUCUCAGCCUGGGGUAUGGUGAUUGUGACUGCCGGACUACGAGGUGAGAUCAAAACUUUCCAAAAUUUUGGAUUGCCGGUUCGAAUCUAACGAGCUUAAGAAAGAAAAUGGUAGGGAACAUCAAGGGCCAUUUGGUGAACUCGUGUACAGAGAGUGAGUUAUUGGUUGCGAUUAGUAAUAUUAGCUGAGUUUCAUUCCUUUCUUUGUGCCUCUGCUCAUUGGGCGUGGGAGAAAUGGAAAAACCACUCCAUUUGAGCAAUGAGGAAAGUAUAGAUUUUGUUCAGAGAAAAAAAAACUACACCAUGAAUUUAGAUACAGAUGUAUUUUCUGAUAUCAGAAAUUGUAGAGUUAAGAUGAUAGGGCGAAAAGCCUAUUGAAUUGAAAAUGAAAUUCUUUUACAAUUCGUUUUCUUCA